AUGCCGAAGCCGGUCGAGGCGCAGCCAGAAGCUUCACCGAAGAGGGCGGUGGACAACUUUGCGUCGUUUAGAGGAUCCGGAGGACAUAAUAUGGGUAGCAGCUCGACGGGGACAUGCGUCGCGGUCGGCGAUGAGGUCGAGGAUCAGAAUCACCUGUUCGACCGCAUCCAAACGAAGGUCGAGCGAAACGACGUUGUCGUCCGGUGC
This is a messenger RNA of Mesorhabditis spiculigera, 207 nucleotides long. The record is from the annotation of a GenBank genome assembly. Lineage: Eukaryota; Metazoa; Nematoda; Chromadorea; Rhabditida; Rhabditidae.